Messenger RNA from Brassica rapa (field mustard), 933 nucleotides. RefSeq lists its product as uncharacterized. Gene Ontology annotation, molecular function: nucleic acid binding; RNA-DNA hybrid ribonuclease activity. The record is from RefSeq and is a predicted model, not a curated record. Lineage: Eukaryota; Viridiplantae; Streptophyta; Magnoliopsida; Brassicales; Brassicaceae.
AUGCUACCAUAUGACGACAUUCAAAUCGAUAAUGCUUUCGACUGGAAGAAAGAAGUCUGGAGCGUAGAGACAGCACCAAAGAUAAAAUUGUUUCUCUGGAAAACAUUUAAAGGAGCGAUAUCUGUGGGCACUAACCUUGUGGCACAUAACAUACCAAUUGACCCUCGGUGCAAAAGAUGUGGGGAACCCGAAUCUAGCUAUCAUCUUCUCUUCCAAUGCUCUUAUGCCCAACAGAUAUGGAGCUUAGCGCUGUAUGCGAUAAAUAUUGGGGCAAGCGGAGUGCUAGAUUUGGAACAAGCAUGGCGGAUCUCCUGCAACGCCAAGACCUUACCACCGAUAGGAAUCCCAGCCUCUCAGCUCACCCCCUGGAUCAUUUGGCAUCUAUGGAUAGCGAGAAAUAACUUGGUCUUCAACAAUAAGCCUGCAUCAGCUCAGGAAACUUUAACCAAAGCAAUGGCUGCAGCACGGGAAUGGUCCAUCAAUCAAGUGAAGGACACUAAAAUCAGCCAAACCCUGAUAAGACCUGAAACAACUACCGUGAGGACCUACCUGCUACAAACAGAUGCGGCCUGGAAUACAGCCACACAAAGAGCUGGACUAGGAUGGACUGUCAAGAUGGAGGGAGAGACGACAGCUUCCGGACUCUGUUCUACUUUUGUUGGAUCAGCUCUGGUCGCGGAAAGCAUGGCCGUCCAUGCAGCUCUCCAGCAGUGCAAAGAAGAAGGGAUAACAAGGCUAAGGUGUGAAUCGGACUCCACACAGCUUAUCAGGGCACUAACGUCUUCUUCGAUGAAUAUGGAGAUCUAUGGCAUAGUGUCUGAUAUUUUGAGCUUAGCUCUGUCUUUUGAUGUAAUUUCUUUCCACUGGAUUUCCAGGGAAAAAAAUAGAGAGGCUGAUUUUAAACCAAGCAGAUGUUAUCUGCACAGGCUCUAG